This is a messenger RNA of Morone saxatilis (striped sea-bass), 3260 nucleotides long. Its product is annotated as endophilin-B1-like. Bases 598 to 2052 code for a protein of 484 amino acids. Gene Ontology annotation, cellular component: cytoplasm. The transcript has 10 exons. Gene Ontology annotation, molecular function: protein binding. The record is from RefSeq and is a predicted model, not a curated record. Lineage: Eukaryota; Metazoa; Chordata; Actinopteri; Moronidae.
CAUCAUAAAGAUAUCUUUAUUAAGGUUUUUUCUCGGUGUUUUCACCCAGUAAGAGAGUUAAGUUAUCUAACUUUAAAUCCAUACAUUCUGCCACCGCUAGUUUGCUGUCUAACGUACUGGUAUUUUAAAUAAUUCAGACGUUAAAAGCUGCGGUGAUGCUAUCGUUUGAGGCAGCAAAUUAAAAAGCAGACAACGGUACAUAUACAUUACACGUCAAACGGCCAUUACUAGCCGACCGUCCGUUGGUGUACUAAAAGUCUGCCGUUACCGCCAAACCGAGGCUGUAAAUCAGUAGUAAACGCAGCCAAGUUGUCAGAAACAGCACUGAGCAUGGCCGGAGGAUAAAGUGUCAACAGUACGCGCAGGUGCUUCCACUUGCGUCCACCUUCAUGUGCUCGGCUCGUCGGUGUUAACGGACCGUAAUCUGGCUAACGGCGAGUGUUGGUGGUGGUUAACGGUUGAGGCCAUGACGAGGUCAACUGACUGUUCUUGUCGGUCACGGGGCUUUUUAUAGCUAACGCUCGCUCAGUCCUCCAGGACCGUUGACUUCGCGUUGGACCACCGAGGAGGACAGCGCGCGACCUUGGGGACGUUGCCAUGGAUUUGACGCGGUUGGCGGUUGAUGCUGGGCAGUUCAUCAACCGGGCGGUUCAGUACACCGGGGAGAGUCUUGGCCAGGCGGACAAGACGGAGUUGGACCCCGGGCUGGAGGAGCUGCUGGCCCGUGCAGACGCCACCAAGACCUGGACAGACCAGAUAAUCUCCCAGACGGAGGUUUUACUGCAGCCCAACCCUGGAGCGCGGUUAGAAGACCGGCUGUACGGGCAUCUGGAUUGGAGCGUGCCACCUCGGCCUCGCGCACACGAGGUACUGGGAGACCAAAUGAUCCAGGCUGGGCUGGAGAUGGGGUCCAACACACCCUAUGGAAUGGCAUUGGUCAGGUGUGGAGAGGUUCAGAAGCAGCUUGGCGAGGCAGAGAAGAAGUUUGUCCAAAGCGCUAACAUCCACUUUCUCACCCCUCUGAGGAGUUUCACUGAGGGGGAAUACAGAGCCAUACAGGAUGAGCGCAGGAUGUUGGUGAAUAAGCGUCUGGACUUGGACAUAGCUAAUACCAGAGUGAGGAAAGCCCACGAGGCUGAACGAGAGGCCAGAAACCUGAAUGCAAACCCGCGGGACGACGACUACAUGUCUCAUGUCUCCUACAUGUUCAGCUUCCUCCGUGUUAAAUGGCUGAAGAUGUGGGCUCAGGAAAUCGCUCAAGCAGAGAUGGAGCUGAGGAUCUGUCAGAGUCUGUUCGAUCGGCAGUCAGAAAUUACAAGACAGGUUGUGGAAGGAAUCAGCAACACUCAUACAAACCACAUGCGGAGCCUGACUGACUUUGUGGAGGCUCAGGCGUGUUACUUCGACCAGUGCAACCAACAUGCUCAGGAGUUUCAGAAACAGCUAGCCAGCAGCAUUCCAGCUGUCCUCUGCUCCAAUAACUGGCAGUCGGCAAUUAGUAAUGGAGGUAAUCAGCCAUCAACAAGCAACCAUGUAGCCAAUGAGCCUGUCGAGUCAAAUCAAGUCAUUCCAAUCCCAGUAGUCGUCCACCAACUUCCAGAAUUCGACCAGGACUCAUGGACCGUAAAUCCACCGCACGCAACCGAAAGAACAACAAAAGAUUCCUCUGUAACCACACAGCCACCUGAUCAGACAAAUAACAACAAUAACAACAAUACCUUCUUUACUGACUGCCAGGCAAGCAGCUAUUAUUCAGCGGCCAAUCCAGCAUUUGAUGAUGUCCGAACAUCGAAUUCAGACGGUCACCCAAGGGAUCCAAUCACAGCCUUCAGCAGAACAUCAACAAUAACAACAACUGCUUCCCCACCUUCUGAACUCAGUGGAACAUCAAACGAGUCUCACACAGCAGAUGCAGUAGCUACUGAGACCUCAACAACCAACGGCGUGGCCGCUGAUCCCCAAACAGCCCGUACAUCCGCAAGCGAGCUGGCCACCAUUAAUGGAGAAGAUGUCCAGGAGUCUUCAACCGACAGUCAGUCUGUGGUUCAGUAGAGACUAAUGUCUGGCGGGCGAUUUGAAACCUGGACAAAGACAUAUCAGCUGGGAUUGGCGCUUCAGCUGAUUUAGACCAGUGAUAAAUGUAGAUCCAAGAAUACAGACACAGACACACAAUCAUUAUAACAUGGUACAGUAAAAAAAAAAAAGAAAAGUUAAUUAAUCCCAUAGGGAAGAUAAUGUGAAGUGCUUAUUUCUCUAAACGCGACAUAGUGCCACAAUAAUUUUAGCCUUUAGCCAUGUUCAUAUAUUAUUUACGUUGUAUGAAGAUGAUGACUGUUGAGUAUUUGUCCCCUCUUGUGGCAAUGGAUGUAAUGGAUGUCUACCCUGUAAUAUUUGCUAGCCUCAUAUUUGCAGUGUGCGAUUGUGACAAGUUGUUUUCAGUCUGUGAAACUAAAUCUUUAUUUUUACAUUUAGCGAAAUGAAAGAACUAACAAAGCUUUGUGCCAAGUGUAUGUGUAUCUGUGUUGGUGUGAAAACAACAGCUCGUGUGUGUCUCUGUGUGUUUGUUGUGUUUAUGUAUGUCAGUGACCCAUGUGCAUUCACGUGUGUUUACAGUUUCCCCAAACCUGACACCUUCAAAGAGAGGUGUGUGUAUAUGUAUGUGUCUCUGCCACCUCUCGACUUGUGUUUCUACAAGUUGAGGUCAUUUUCCAUAUAAAACAUGUCACUUAUAUGUGCGUUGGGUAGUCCAGCGAGGUGACAAAACACCAAGCUGAACAGGACCUUUAUGCUGUGGUAUAAAAUAUGUUUCCUCAUACAUACUCUGGGUGUUUCCCCCUUUACAUGCAGUCAAAUCACAUAUUCACUUUUACCCUUUUACCCCCUUAAAGCCCCCACUAGGUAAAAUGGGCAGUUUCCAUUUCCAGAUGUUGUUAAUUUUCUUCAUGAGGGCUGCCCUGCUCUACUGUGGUGUGGGUCCACUCUGGGGACCCUGGAUGGAAACACACAUAUUAAUGUAGCACUGGCCUUACUGAUGUAAUCACCCACCAGCUCUAAGCUCUUCGCUUUUCUCCCAAUACGUAGGGAUGUGUGUGUGUAUGGAUAGCUGCAAUAUCCACGAGUCUAGUUGCUGCCAGUUUUAAACGUAAAUGCAGUAAUAAUUCAGUCACAUAUUGUACGUUGAGCUGAUGUCAGUGCGAGGUUGGAGUUUUGCCUUGAUUCAUGUGAAAAUGUGGAAAUAAAUGUUGCAAACAGUGAUGUCA